Messenger RNA from Sarcophilus harrisii (Tasmanian devil), 2450 nucleotides. RefSeq names its product carbonic anhydrase 8 (gene CA8). Gene Ontology annotation, molecular function: carbonate dehydratase activity; zinc ion binding. The record is from RefSeq and is a predicted model, not a curated record. NCBI's taxonomy places the organism in Eukaryota, Metazoa, Chordata, Mammalia, Dasyuromorphia, Dasyuridae. The transcript is spliced from 9 exons. The coding region runs from base 280 to 1158 and encodes 292 amino acids.
ACAUUCUGCAAAACAAACCUCUAGGUCUUGCAGCUGCACAUAUACACAAACCGUGCACAGACUUGGGAGCACUCAAACGCGAGCGGACACACACACACACAGAAACACACAGACAGACACACAGACACAGAAACACACACACACACACACACACACACACACACACACACACUCAGAGCGGGGAAGUUAGUACUGCCUAACCGGUCGGCAGAGAACAACAGGCUUUCUGUAAAGUCAGGAUAGCCAGCCUGGAGAGAGGAAGGUGCGGACGAACUGCCCAUGGCUGACUUGAGCUUCAUUGAAGAUUCUGAACCCUACACGGGAAAGGAGGAAGAUGAUGAAGAGGAAGAGGAGGAGGAGGGUGUGGAGUGGGGUUACGAGGAAGGAGUUGAGUGGGGCUUGGUGUUUCCUGAUGCUAAUGGAGAAUAUCAGUCUCCUAUCAAUUUGAAUUCCAGAGAAGCCAGAUAUGAUCCCUCACUGCUGGAUAUUCGUCUGUCUCCAAAUUAUGUGGUGUGUCGUGAUUGUGAAGUCACUAAUGAUGGACAUACAAUUCAGAUUGUUCUUAAAUCGAAAUCAGUUCUUACAGGAGGACCAUUGCCUCAAGGACAUGAAUUUGAACUAUAUGAGGUCCGAUUUCAUUGGGGAAGAGAAAAUCAGCGUGGUUCUGAACAUACUGUUAACUUUAAAGCUUUCCCUAUGGAGCUUCAUCUUAUCCACUGGAAUUCCACCCUUUAUAGCAGCAUUGAUGAGGCAGUGGGGAAAACACAUGGAAUAGCAAUUAUUGCUUUGUUUGUUCAGAUAGGGAAAGAACACAUUGGCUUGAAGGCAGUGACUGAUGUUCUUCAGGAUAUUCAAUACAAGGGAAAGACUAAAAUAAUACCCUGCUUUAAUCCAAAUACUUUGUUACCAGAUCCUCUUCUGCGUGAUUAUUGGGUAUAUGAAGGCUCCCUUACUAUCCCACCUUGCAGUGAAGGUGUUACUUGGAUCUUAUUCCGAUACCCUUUAACUAUAUCCCAGAUACAGAUUGAGGAAUUUCGAAGACUGAGGACCCAUGUUAAAGGUGCAGAACUCUUAGAGGGCUGUGAUGGAAUUUUAGGAGACAACUUUAGACCCACUCAGCCACUUAGUGACAGAGUAAUCCGAGCUGCAUUCCAAUAGCCAAAGAGACCAAGAAUGAAUUAAUCUUCAUCCAGGGAGGAGGAGACAAUGGUCCCUCAGUGCACUCGGAUAAGAAAUGGAAAAUGUGGAGGCGCUGCUUCAGUUUAUUAACAAAGCCUGCAUUGUCUGCCUUCAUCUAAUUCCACUUUGAUAGACAGCUGGGCCAGUUACUCUGUCCAUACAAUCCAGUGAAAUUUUAGAAAUGGCUAUAUGUUGAAAAGAACCAUUUUAUAUUCUCAAGUUACUACUGUUAAUAUUCUCUAAAUAUUCCUAUUUUUCCUUCUCAGCGUUUUAUAGUUGUAUGCAAUUUGAACAAUACUAUUUUUUUCUGGUUUGUUGUAAAUGUGAACAUGUAGCAUGUAUCAGUUUUGUAGACAGUUGGAAAAAACUGACCCUAAUUCCUGACUGUAACUGAAAAUUCUACUCACUUAGUAGAUGGCAUAAUUCAUGUUAAUAAAAUUAAUAUUUCAAUCAAGAAAAGCAUAUAACUUCAAAAUGAGGUAUAAAAGCAUGGUGUAGAAAAAUAAUAUGUGUAGUUUUCUCUCACCAUUUCUAUACCUCUCUACUAAAAGUACCUGGAGGGUGUACACAUGGGAAUGUUAGCUUUGUACAUAUGGCCUAUGGAAAGUUUUUUGGUAAUUAUCAACCUGAUAGAAUAUACACAUUUAUAUAUUUCUUAUAUUUUAAGAAGAUGGAAUCUACUUGAGAUUGAGAUGCUAUAUAAUUUUCUGGGAAUGAGCAGAUAAAUAGAUAAGAAAAGACAGACCAGAUAGAAUGUGAAAGAGAAUUUUAAAAAAUGUACUUAGAUUCUAGGAGUACUUUAUAGAUAAUAACUGGACAUACUAUUUAUAAGUAUAUAUUCAUUUCGAUAAAUUAAAGUGGAAAGUUAAUAAGGUACUUGUUUAAUUAUUAUUGCUCUGUUUCUAGGAUUUUAUACUUCUAUCAAUGAAUUUCAAUUUUAAAAUAAAUAUACUCAUAUUUUCAGUUUGCAUGGAACAUAGGAAAGUCCCCCCAUGGCAGAACACAGCAGUUUUAAAUAGUUAACAAAUUUAACAAUUUACAAUUUUACUAAACAGCAGUUAAAAUUAGUAAAAUUAAAACAGAGUUAUAGUAGCAUCAUCCUGCUUUGGUGUGAAUUUAUGGCACAAAAUGACAUUGGAUAAUUUUUGUACCCUUAUACAUAGAAUAUUAUGGAUUAGCAAAUAGAAUAAAUCCCAAAGCAAUAUAUCUUUGUUCAAAAUAUCAAAACUAAAAAUAGAAAUUCUAAUAAAGAUGUAAGAAUGCAUUUUGAU